AUGAUGGUUUCAUGGAGUGUUAAGAAGAUUUUCCUCGUCGCCAUUACAAUUACACUUCUCUUCUGGAUCAUGUUCAAGUCUUACGUUAUCGAUUUAAACGACGAAUAUUACAACAAGAUAGUAUAUGGAUUCAUGAUAGAAGAGCGUAGAAUAAAACUAGUAAAGGUGAUUCUCACUACUGAUAUGAGGCUCGAAAUUUACUUUUCGCAUCAUCAUUUCGCAUCGUCCCAGAACCGACUACCAUGGCAAAAAUUCGAAUGCGAAUCAAUUUGUUUCAUAUCUUGCGUUUCUAAGGGCCGUUUCGGAUUGAUUUCAAAAGUAGUUGGUAUCAUAGCAGCACAUUGUUAUAUAAUUUGUUCUGGUAAAUUAAAUGUAUUGCUGGGACCUAUAUACAAUGUAGCCAUUGCAAGGGGCUGUUUGACAGCUCCUGGUACCAAGAAAGUUAGAAGAGUACUUAACGGCCAGAUGAUUGAAUCCUGA
This is a messenger RNA of Mucor mucedo, 480 nucleotides long. RefSeq lists its product as uncharacterized. Bases 1 to 480 code for a protein of 159 amino acids. The transcript has 3 exons. The record is from RefSeq and is a predicted model, not a curated record. NCBI's taxonomy places the organism in Eukaryota, Fungi, Mucoromycota, Mucoromycetes, Mucorales, Mucoraceae.